UUUACUGUCCUUAUUUUUAAAUCACACCAAGUAGAUCCAAUGUCCAAGAAUCUUGAUCUAUCAAGAGAAACCCAUCGUCGAUCAAAAUUAACGUUUUCUAUUCAGUCCUGAUUAAAUACAGUUCCAAUAACUGUCGAGGUCAGAUCAAGGUCACUGCACAGGAAGUGGAGGAUUCCCACAAUUCUUUUCGGCAAUCCAAUAUGGCGCUGCCCAUGCAAAAGGUGUACUAUUCCUUUAUCGUGUAAUAGAGUUUAAUCCUAAAAUUACAUAUUGUUUGUCUUGAUAGCGAUAAAUUAUGUGUCUGCUGAUUGGAAUGACCGGAGUCGGAAAGACUCUUCUGCUCAAACGUCUUCAGAAUUAUUCCAGCAAAGGUUCAUUCACUGAAUCUGAGGAAAAUCCAUCAACAAUUCCGACAGUUGGCACCAAUUUGGUGAAUGUCAGUGUCAGUAAGAGGAAUGAGGUGACGAUUAGGGAACUAGGCGGAGCCAUGGCACCCAUCUGGUUCAAUUACUUCUCAGAUUGCUCUGCCCUGAUGUUUGUAAUUGAUGCGUCCAAUUCUACCCAAGUGUCUGCUUCAUGCAUCCAGCUGCUGACCACUCUUCAAUCAGAGAAGAUGCAAAAGGUCAACGUCCUUAUCCUUCUCAAUAAAGUUGACCUUCAUUUAAGUGUGCCACUUGCUGAGCUCAGGUACCUUCUUAGACUUGAUGACUUGAUAAACACAGCUCUGCAGCCAAUCACAGUGCUGGAAAUCAGUGCUAAGGAUGGCCAGGGGCUCAGUGAGGUUGUCAAGUGGCUUGCGGCAAACAGUAAAGGAGGACUAUGAUGCUUGCAAAUGGAUUGUGCUUGGCAGGGUAGGUUGUCAUAGGUGGGGUCACUGGGAAGGGGGCUGACAGAGGGAGCGUUGAGUUCUCCAAAUUCUGCUGGUUUUCCAGUUAUCAUUAAUUGCUUUUGCAUAUCUGGUGGGAUGGAGGGACAGGGCCUGAGUGGUGGUUUGGGGUGUCCCCAGAGGACAGGGCUUGUGGGCAAUGGAGGAAUCAUUAAGGUUGAAUAGAUUGGAAUUAUCCACUUUUAACUUUUAAUCUCAUUCCAUGUGUGUAUAUAUGCUUUGUGUGUGGUCUGACGAACAUUGUGCAAUAUAUCACUUUACCUCUCGUAUUCAUUGAAAACUAUCACAAGAAACAAUUCAUGAGAUUCAUAUUAUGUUUCUAGUUGUGAUUUUUAUUUGAUCUUUAGUGUGUAAACUUACUUACUGAAAUGAUAAAGCAUCACAUGUUCAUCAUGAAUUUAUGUCUUCGGUAGUUGUGAUUAUCUGUAUUUCUACCAAUCUCUAAAUAAGGUCAUUGAAUGAGUACUUCUGUUUAGGAACUCUUAAUUACACAAAAAGUAUAUUUAAGUUUUACAAUCUGAAUAUUUACUGAUGUCUACUUGUUGAUAGAAAUUCUGAAUACAAUGUAAUAUAAGCGAUCUAUAAGAUAUUUCUUUUGUGUAAACCUGAGUAUGUUCUCACUUAAAGGGAAUAUACAACAUUUGCAAACAUCCAAAAAUAAAACUACAAAGUUUUUACGAAA
Messenger RNA from Patiria miniata (bat star), 1568 nucleotides. Its product is annotated as ADP-ribosylation factor-like protein 16. Gene Ontology annotation, molecular function: GTP binding; GTPase activity. NCBI's taxonomy places the organism in Eukaryota, Metazoa, Echinodermata, Asteroidea, Valvatida, Asterinidae. The coding region runs from base 296 to 823 and encodes 175 amino acids. The record is from RefSeq and is a predicted model, not a curated record. The transcript is spliced from 5 exons.